Molecule: messenger RNA, 2391 nt
Organism: Microsporum canis CBS 113480
Lineage: Eukaryota; Fungi; Ascomycota; Eurotiomycetes; Onygenales; Arthrodermataceae
Exons: 1
Coding region: 1-2391 (796 amino acids)
Source: RefSeq, a predicted model, not a curated record
AUGCGUCCCGGACUACGUAGCAGAGCUGGCGGUCCGCCAGUUGGUGGCCAGGUCUCUGACGCUGGACUUGCCGUUCCCAGGGAGAGAUCGAGCUCCGUACAGGAAUCAGUGGCAGGUUACUCACUAGGAGAGGCGCCAUGUACACCGCGCAAAACCCAGACUCCCCGUCGUUCAAGGGCUAAGAGGGUUCGGUUCUCGGAUCCCGGCUACCAUGUUGAUGAACUGGAGAAUACCCAAGAACAAAACGGUUUAUCAACCGGAUUAACUCCAAUAGUAUCACGAACUAGGAUAUAUGCCAGUCAGACAGGUGAUGCUGCAGGGCGGACAUCACACAGUAAUGGAAGCCGUCGGGACACGCGUCUGCGCCAUUCAGACCCAGCCGUCUAUUCCCAGCUUCGGCAGACACAGGCAGAGAAGGCAAUGUCAACUCCCGACUCCAAUAUUUUCCGGUAUUUACGUUUUCAUGAUAUUCUUGACCCCCGGUCAAAAAGACGGAUACAACGACUCGGCUUCAGCGAGGCAAUGAACGAAAUUGACAAGAGGCGACGGGAGGAGAAAAGGCUCCAAAGGCUAAAGGACGAGCAGAUGAGACAACUGCAAGAAGAGAUUGAGUCUCUGCGGAACCAAAGGAUGGAAAUCGACGGCCAAUAUUCCAAUACCCAGGACAGCACAUGCAAGACGCCGAAUAGGAGUGACAGACAGAACUCUCAUCCCAUCGAAGAUUCGUUGUUGACUCCUUGCCCAAACAUGAGUAAAGAUGUUGCUGACAUGCUUGACGGCGAUAUGAUGGACGAGGAUUAUAGCGCAUCAAACAGCCCUCUUUGGACGCCUAUCGCUAGCAGCACACCUUGCUCAACAUUUAGACCUGCCGUACAAUCAAUGACUGCUUCUGGCUCAAACACACAAUUUCAGAUCGAUCAGCUCACUCGCGAACUCGACAACAAAAAUAGAGAUCAGCUAUACCUGUUCGAGGAAUGGCAAAGACUCGCAGGAUCUUUAAAUGGUGCUACCCAGGAUAGCGACGGAGAGGAGCCUAGUGCUUUGCCGCCACCUGAUCUGGCGAAACAGGUUAUUACAACGUUGCAAGAUGCCACUACCAGGGCUUCAGAAGCGGUCCAGAAUGUGAAAGAUCUGCAAGACGAACUCUCUAGCCAUGGUUUUGAUGGAGACAGCGCGACAGAGAUUAUUGCCAAUAUCGAAGCUGGUUUUCGGCAUGCAAGGAUGGAACUUGAGAGGCUGAUCCCGGGAGAAACAGCAAACGCUAGCUUAUCAAAUUGGAAGGCCAUCAUCGACGCUUUGGUAGAUCGAAUCCAUCGCUUAGUACAUGGGCUAAAACAGGCCAGAGAUCAAAUUAAGAGCGGUGAAGAUCGUGAAAGGGCAUUGCGAAAACAGUUCGAUGCAACUCUAGUUCGGUUAGAGCAAGAAUCAAAGGAAAAUAGUAAAUUGGGAAGAUACGUUGAAUCAAUUGCUGAGGAUACGUUGAACAUGCGCAUGAAGCUCCAGAGUAUGGAGAGAGACAUGAAAGAACAAGAAAUGGAUAAAUCCCGACUGCAAGAUGCCUUGAGCAAGUAUAGGGAAGACUUGCUCAUGCUUGAGAGACUGAAUUCAAAACUGGAGGAUGAGGUAGCUACCUCAAACAAGAAGGCGGAGAAAUUGACAGCAUUAAACGUUCGAAUGAGGGAUGCAGGGAACCUCUCCAAGGCAAGGAUAUAUGAGCUUGAAAGUCGUCUUCAGAGAGAGAAAGAAAUGACCGAAUCUAUCGAAUCGUCUCUUCACCAGCGCGAUCUAAAAGUCAUGGAGCUCAAUAAAAAGAUGAAGCUUCUUGAAACGGAGAAAGAACAGGUUACCGCUGCUCUAGAGAAAGCCGUUAAAGAGCGCUCAGCCGAGCACGAAAAAGAAGUCGGCGGACUUAACGUUCGACUAUCCGUUAUUUCAACCUCGCUUAGCGAGAUGAAGGCCGAAAACGCUACGUUGCAGUUAGAGAAGUCUCGAUUAGAGAAACGUCUCAAAAACAUGGAACGUAUAUCCUGGAACGCAAUCCGGCAAACCCAGCAGAAGCAGAAUGAGGCUAUGAAGGCUAUUGCUGAUUGGCAGCAAGGAAUCCAACUGUUAGGACAGGAUAACGCUCCGGCAAGCCAUUGUGGCAGCGCCAUGGCCAGUUUAAGGCACUCCUUCAACGGUUUUGGAAGCGAGCCCAUAACACCAAAAACCGUGAGCAGAUUUAGGAAUGUGGAGAUUGGGAGAGGGAAGAAACGCAGACGGUGCCCAGACAGCGGCGUCUCUGUAGUGGGCGAGGAAGAAGGAUGGUCUGAGUCUGAUUCACUCCCUUCAAGCGCAUGCAAGCCUGCAACAGCAUUGCCAACUAUUUCUCCAAUCUCUCCGCGAGCGUGA